AAACGCGCCCGCCGCGCAGACCACGCGGUUUUGGGUGACGAUGGUGACGCGGAGCUCAAGCAGCUCGCAUACGCUGCGCUCGAGGUCCCGUUCCCGGACUUUGCCGCGCAGGUGCGUGCAGCGGAAAGCGACAUGGCGGGGACCAUGCCUGGAAAGAAGUCAGAAGUCUCUGAAGCCUCCAGCGAGCGCCUGCGCCAGGUGUUCGGUAUGGUGUGGUUGCUCAAGGCAUGCGAGGCGGCGCCACCUGCGGUCGUGCCACGCUCGCGCAUCUACGCGCGCUAUGCGAAUAUCUGCGCGGAGCACGUGGUCAAGCCGCUCAGCCCUGCGAGCUUCGGAAAACUCGUGCGUAUUCUCUUUCCAAACCUCACCACUAGACGGUUGGGCAUGCGCGGCCAGAGCAAGUACCACUACUGUGGGAUCAAGCUUAUCGGCGAGGAAACAACCCCCAACUCCCCUGCAGGCUUCUCUGAAUCACCGUUUGCACCAAACACCCCUUCCAACCACGGUUCCCCCGGCUCCUUCACCUCAGCCGUGUCUACCCCCCUUCCAAGUCUGUCGCGGUUCAAGCUCAGCCUUCCAGCUGAAAACGACGCCUGCUACGCGUUGCAACACGUGCCAGACUUGCAUGUGCGGAUUGAUCGUGCCAACAACGCCAGCGACCUCGACAUGCCCUUGGUCUUGCCGCCCCUCCAUCCGUAUCUCCCCCCGGGCACCGACUACGAUGCGGCUGACACCCUCGCCUCGCUUUACAAGUCGCAUUGCACGGCCUUAUUCGAGGCUCUCCGCUACAUGCAGGUGAAGAAGUUGUUCUAUUACCUCAGCUCCUUCAACAGCACUUUGACGGCGCCGGUGCAAAAGCUCUACACGUGCGACGCGCUUCUCGCAUGGGUGGAGCGCGCGGACCUCGUGACGUACCGCGCGAUUGUCAAGAUGUUGACCAAGUUGUCGCUCCAGAACGUGCCUACGGCCGUUCUUCAGCAGUUGAAGAGCGUGGGCGACACGUUUCCACGGCGGUUGGAAGAAUCGUUGGCGCACAUGCCAAAGACCGUGGUCGCCGCGAAGGGCCGCGCCGCACGCGCGUUCGCGAACUUGCUUGCGCGUCUCGUCAAGGUCAUCGAGACGGGGCAAGCCUGUCUCCGGGUGUUGGCCAGUUCCUCCGACCGCCAGGCGAUGCUUGCUGAUUGGAACGGCCUUAACUUCAACGAGCUCAUUCUCCGUGAAUUGCCGUGUUCGAUUGAGAACGGCUCCAAGGUGUUGAACGUGUUGACGCGCGACGUGCCGCACCUCUUGGAAGAUGCAUCCGCGCUCGCGCCGUACUCGGGGUAUCUUCUGGAUUUGGCUGCGAAAUUCGCAGACACCAAUCCGCGCUUGUACCUUCUCAUUUCGUCCAACCUCUUGACCGUCUGUCUCCGCGAGAUCAGCAUGGCGGGCGGUCCCAGCUUUGGCUCCUGGUGGCUUGUGCGCUGCUGGGUCGAUGAGUACAUGAACUGGGAAUUAGAGCUCGGUGGGUUUCUCGCCCCGGAAUUU
Molecule: messenger RNA, 1527 nt
Organism: Babjeviella inositovora NRRL Y-12698
Lineage: Eukaryota; Fungi; Ascomycota; Pichiomycetes; Serinales
Gene: RFX1
Product: Rfx1p
Exons: 1
Biological process (GO): regulation of transcription by RNA polymerase II
Molecular function (GO): DNA-binding transcription factor activity, RNA polymerase II-specific; RNA polymerase II cis-regulatory region sequence-specific DNA binding
Source: RefSeq, a predicted model, not a curated record